Molecule: messenger RNA, 9874 nt
Organism: Calypte anna (Anna's hummingbird)
Lineage: Eukaryota; Metazoa; Chordata; Aves; Apodiformes; Trochilidae
Gene: MBNL3
Product: muscleblind like splicing regulator 3
Exons: 9
Coding region: 966-2045 (359 amino acids)
Molecular function (GO): metal ion binding
Source: RefSeq, a predicted model, not a curated record
CCGCGCUAAACCGGCCCCCGUGGCUCGCCCCGUGCCGCCGUGCGUGGCACGGUGCGGCCGCCCGCUGCCUGCCAGCGCCGCCGCCGUGAGGUUGCUGAAAAGUGCCUUUCCUGAAGCCACCGCUGCUUGGAUUUCUGUCUAGGGCUGCCUCUCUCUGCCCCUCGCCCCCCUUUCUUUUUAAUUCGGCGUUGCUUGCGGUUCGUGCCCUGACGGCAACUCCUCCAGCCUUGCCCCCUUCCCCCCCCUUUUUUUUUCUUUUCUUUUUUUUUUUUUUUUCCUCCCCGUUUAUACGCAAUUUGUUCAGCCAUUUUUUCCUUCCCCGAGUAUGUAGCAAAUAUUUAAAAGAAAGGAAAGAGGAAAAAAAAAAUAUUCAGACGUCCUUUUGCUCGUUUUGAUGCUUGCGAACCGUAAUUUUUAGAAGCAAGAAAUAGAAGGAAAAAUAAAAAGCAAACCCGAAGUUUUCUCCCCAAGGACUGAGACCAUUCCACAAACUGAAGUGCUGCCAGCAGCAUAUGCUUUUUGCAAGAAUAAUUGAAACCAUUAACUGGAGAGCACAGAAUUCUUUUGAAAGUCUGCCAGUUAUUUGCAAGUAACUGCGGCAGUGGCACAAAAUAUAACACUUAUAUUUUAACUUCUACAAUUGCACUUUUAGGAGCUGGCCUCUAAUUUGAUUUUCAGUUGUUCUGAUAAGAUUUCUAUUUUAUGAUUGGCUUUAUGUUUAAUUCUUGUUUAAACAAACACGAUUUGACUUAAAUGAAAACCUAAGUGCUGAUGAAUAGGAGUUCUACCAAAGCAACAAGUUAGUUAUUUCUUCACAUUUAACUUGAAUUCACUUUUUUACCCUUUUUUUUAAAAAAAGAAAAAAAAAAAAAAAGAAGAAGAAGAAAAAAAAAAUUAUCAGCAGUAAAUAUUUCCCCGAAGAAGGGUGUGAUUGCUUGCAUUUUCAUUUUUGUUUUUUUUUUAAUAUGGCUGUAAACGUUUCCCUGGUUCGUGAUACAAAAUGGCUGACAUUAGAAGUAUGUCGAGAGUUUCAGAGAGGUACUUGUUCUCGGUCUGAUGCAGAGUGCAAGUUCGCCCAUCCGUCACGGAGUUGCCAUGUGGAAAAUGGUCGAGUUAUUGCCUGCUUUGACUCCCUAAAGGGCCGGUGUACCCGAGAGAACUGUAAAUAUCUCCACCCUCCCCCACACUUAAAAACACAACUUGAAAUAAAUGGACGCAACAACCUGAUCCAGCAGAAGACAGCCGCAGCCAUGUUUGCUCAGCAGAUGCAGUUCAUGCUACCGGGCACGCAGCUACAGCCGAUUACAACGUUUCCUGUGACUCCAUCGCUUGCAACAAGCCCCACGAUGGCUUUUAGUCCCUACCUGAGUCACGUUUCUCCUGGGAUGGGCUUGGUUCCUGCAGAGCUUUUACCAAAUACUCCUGUCCUGGUUUCUGGUAAUCCUGCUGUUACAGUACCAGGAGGCUCUGCUGGGCAGAAACUGAUGCGUACGGAUAAACUGGAGGUUUGUCGAGAGUUUCAGCGUGGAAAUUGCACACGUGGUGAAAAUGAUUGUCGCUAUGCUCACCCUAUAGAUAUUGCAAUGAUAGACACAAAUGAAAACACUGUUACAGUUUGCAUGGAUUACAUCAAAGGUCGAUGCUCUAGGGAGAAAUGCAAGUACUUUCAUCCUCCUGCACACCUGCAAGCCAAAAUCAAGGCAGCUCAACACCAGGUGAACCAGACAGCUGCAGCUGCAAUGGCCCUGCCGCCUGGUGCACUUCAACCUUUACCAAAGAGGCCAGCACUUGAAAAAAACAAUGGUGCCACCACAGUCUUUAACCCAAGCGUUUUCCACUACCAACAGGCUCUAGCCAACAUGCAGUUGCAACAGCCUGCAUUCAUUCCUACAGUGCCCAUGAUGCACGGUGCUACGCCCACCACUGUGUCUGCAGCAACAACUCCUGCCACCAGCGUCCCCUUCGCUGCAACAGCUACCGCCAAUCAGAUAUCCCAGUUAUCAGUAGAUGAACUGAGUAGCAGCAUGUUUGUUUCACAGAUGUAGAAGUUCCCGAUAGAACAACCAUGUUGAAAUUCUGAACAGUAAAAUUAUGGAGCACGAAGACUUCUUGGUGGGAAGCUGCGCAUGGCCUUUCUGUAUAUAUCCCCUCUUCCCUCUAUCAUUCUCUACCACCUCUACAGUAAGCCUGUUGCAGCCUACAUGUUAACCAAAAACUGAUCAAUGGGAAUGUCAAAAGAAAAAAAAAAAAAGAAAAAGAAAAAAAAAAGAAAAGCACUAUAGAAACAAUUAACAAACAACGCUCUGUUAUAUGAGAUAUACAAGUAGAAAAUUAUAAUAGACUUUUAUAACACAUUACUUUAACACACUUAAUCAUUUUAUGACUACCAUCCUGAUAAGUGCAUCUGCACAGCGGACUGUUGGUUUACUGUAUACUAUCGAUGGAUAAAUGUUUGUCUUGUUUUUAAAGUGUUAUCUUACUGUUUUGUUUACAUCAUAGUCUAUUGAUUUGUUUUAAAGUGUACAUCAUUAUCAAGUAUAUUCAAUACCAUUUUGUCAUUAUUGUCAUGUCUUAAGUUUUCAUAUACUGUAGGUUUUAUGGGGUUUUGUUUGUUUUUUACUAAGAAUGUUGUUGUGGGAAACAGGAAUUAUGUGCUUGAAAAAUUCGACACAGGAAUGUUCUGCCCUUUGCUGGAUUUUGCUGUUAAUGUCAGCUAAAGUUGCUUGUGUUGAAUGCUCCUUUUAUCAUUUAAAAUUUGCCUUUGGAUAGAGCCUCCAAAUUUUUAGUAGAAGUAAUUUGAAAGGACAGCUGUCUCUUGUCCAGUUCAGGGUAUUUCUUUCAAUACAAUGAGCUGAUUCUGGAAACUUUUGGAAAAAAAGAAAAAAACCAAAACCACAAAAGCCCAGGCUCAGUUAGGGGACAGGAAUUUAUUUGCUCAGACAGUGGUACACAUCAAGGGAUUUCUGCAGUUCUGUUGUCCAUUGAAGUGCAUUCUCAGCUGCAAACGGCGCACAAUCUCUCUUGCUGUUUUCAUGGUGCAGUCAAAACAAACAAAAAGAGGUGGUGAAAUGAGGCAGCUUCAGCUGGGCAAAGACUCAUUGGGUUGGAGAGGAGCAAAUGCCGGCCUUGAGCUGGAGUGGGCCCACAGCCAUGCCUGAGCCCAAGCAGCCCAGGGGCUUGUCUCCACCAAGCAUGAUGAAACAUUUCAGCCUGAAAUUUUAUGUGGCUCUUCCUGAAAUUUUCUGAGCAUGCAUCAAUUAUUUAAUCACCAUUUUCCAUAAAUGGGUGGUUAUUUUUUUUCCCCCCCGUGAUCUCUGGCUCUUUAGAGCAAACGCAGCAGUAACAAAGCAAGGAAAGCUCAGCAUAAGCUUUCUACUGGAGAUAAACAUCCAUCUUCAUGGAGCUCCUGUAGGUCAGUGGAUUUAUUUUGGCACCUUCUACUUGAUCUAGAGCAAUGUUUGCUGCACAACAAGGGCUAGUUCUCAAUACCUCCUUUUCAUACACGUGAAUAGAAGAAUUCCCAGCCCGUGCACCCUGGACAGCCCAGCCUGUCGCUAUGCUGCGUUGCUGAACAAUCUGGCUGCAGAAUGCAUUUUAGUUGAGGAUACAGGCAAAGUUAACCCUGUCAUAGCUUUACAGCAUCAUUUGCAUUCUGAAAGAGAUGGAUUUGCUGCUGUAAAUCCACAAAUUGCAUACAAGGAGAAAAAGAAUCAUUACUGAAACCAAGAAGUGUCCAGUGUCCAGAGAUCCAGCAACCCCAAGCUCACAGUGGUCCUGUAGGGUGCCAAAAUCCAACAGCCAGGCUUCUUUUUUACUUUUCCAAGUUCCUCAGCCUUGGGUAGAGACUUUCCUUGCCCCCUCUCCUGCAUUGUGAGUGCAGAUAGUUCACUAGAUGUGUAUCUCCACAACCCACAAGUGGUGGAGAGGCAUCUAGAGCCACUGUGUCCCAGGGCAGACUCUGAGCAUCUGCCUCUGGAAAUCACUGAAAAGAACCUUUGAAGAGCCCAGCUCAAAAAGGCCUUGAUCCAGAAGGAAUCUCUCCCUUCAUUUCAGCAAAUCCUGAAAGAGGAGGGGAAAAAAACAUCCCCACCCUUUCCCCCAGACCCUCCUUUAUGAACCCUGUCUUUUGACAGCCUCUUGUGUCCGUGGAUGUUCCCCAGCCAUCAGCAUUCACAAGCAGCAGUUGCCUGAAAUCAGUGACUCAUUAUAUUGGUGACCACAUACCUGUUCUUUUCACCACUGAGUUUCUGUUUCCCAAAACUGUAACAUUAUUAGUGGAAAAAGUGGAUUUGAGUACUUCCUGUUUGAAAUUAUUUGUGUAUCAAAAUGGGUUUUGCACAACCUGUGCCAGUGCCUCAACAAAGAACAGAACUGAUCUUCUUAAGCCAGAAAGGAUGCAUUCAAGCUUGUAUGGCUUUAUGAGUUCAAGGAGGUUGGAAUUUUUUCAGUGCUAAAUGGAUUUUUGUAUAUCUUGACACUUUGAUGUAACCUCCUAUUUUAUUUAUCAACUUAAACAUCUGGCAUAGAUGUGCAUAGAAUGUAAACCUAGAAUACAGCUGUUUUCAUGUCACAUUUAAAGCACUGAAAAAAAAAAACAUUUAAGGAUUAUUUUUUAUUAAAAGAGGUCCAAUGAGGGAUGUUCAGGGUAGUUAUAUUAGGUGCCACAACAGUUUUUAUAUUGCUGGCAAAUUUAGAGUUAAUUUGUAAAUGAGUUUAAGGAAAGAAAAGCUUGAAGCACUAAACUUCACCAAAUUCAAAACAAUCUCGGCAAAAAUGCCAUUUUGAGGUAGCACUAUUUAAACUAGUUGUGCAAUGACUUGCUCUAAUUUUCUUUGUUCAAGAAAGAAAAGAAAAAAAAAAGUCGCCAGACUAUAAAUUUCCUAAAUAGACUAUUACAAAGUCACCAAGCUAGUUAGUGACUCUAAACAAAUGUCAUAAAAGCGUGAAUAUCAUCCUUUAUUUGACAAGAGAUGUAUGUAAGUUUGUUUAAAUCAAUAUAAUUUUAGUGACAUUUUUAUAAGCUUCCCACUUUCCAUGAACCUAUAUUUUUUAUUUAUCCAAAGUUAUUUCUCUUUGUCCAUUUCUCUCAGCCUUAUGCAAACAAUAUGCAAGAAAUGCUGAAACUUGGAUAAAACGGGUCAUGCAGAGGGAAAAUGAAAGCUGAGAUUGAUCAUUUUCACAAAAAAAGGUUGUUAGUAGUUUCAAUAAAAAGUACUACUACUAAACUGUAACAUAAGCAGACAAUAAAAGAGGGAUUUAAAAUAAAAUGGAUUCAUAAAACUAUUAAGAUUAUUUUUGUUAAAUACAGUGUUUUUAGUAAUUUGGAACAUGAUUUCACAAUCAGCCGUGUUUUUUUAGUUGGAAAUUUCUAGCUGAUUAUUUUUGACUCUGUAUUUUUGCAUCGUGAUGUUCUAGAAACUGUUACCUCCCUGGCCAGCCCGCGCCGGCCCCUUCCCCACCACUCUGAGGAGCUUUUCCUCUCUGCCAGCCAGCCAGCUAGCCACCCAGCUAGCCACCCAGCCAUCUAUCCAUCCAUCAAUCCAUCCAUCCAUCCAUCCAUCUGUUCUUGCUGUCUCUCACCGUGCUCGGCGUGUUCCCCACUGGUGGCACAGCCGGGCUGCCAGCCGCACCGGUACCGGUUCUGCAGCAGGGUCUGGGCUGGACCCCACUGUUGAGGCAGCGAUGGAGAUGGGGAUGUGGCUGGUGGGUGGAACUGGCCAGAGGAGGAGGUGGAUGUGCCAGGUGAGAUGUCUUCUUCUCCUCCAGCUCGUGGGCUGCUGGCUGACGUGGUAGAGUAGCUCUAGGACACGCGGGCGCGCGGUGAUUGAGAAACUGGAGUCCUGGUUUUGUUUCUCCCUUGUACAUUUCACAGACAUGAGAAUUGAAAGAGGUGAAAUUUAUGAGGAAAAUCGAAUUUCCCAUUCCUGUUGAAUGGAUUUAGUUUGAUAUUGACCUGAUUUUACCAUGUGCCUGUUGAAGGCCUUAGAGUAUAUACUGUAUGUUAAAGACUGUAAUAACUUUUAAAAAAACUGUUGAUAGCCUAAUCCAAAUGUAAAUAUAGCUACAACACAUUGUUACUAGGCUACAACACAUUAAUUCAUGUCAUAUAUUUUUAAUUUCUCUACCAUUAGUUUUUAAGGUUUUCAUUAUUGCUUUUUUGAUAUCUUUAGUAACUAAUGAAUUUAAUUUUGAAGGAGAGUUAGAGAAAGUUUAAGAUUUUUAAUACAUGUAUUCAGCCCAUUUAGUUAUAUUUUAAACCAACACUGAAGCAUGAUAAGGUAUAGAAUACAGUCCAUAACUAGUUUGUAUAGUUUACAGUUUAAGAACAAAAUUAACUUUGUAUGUAACUCCUACAAUGAUAGAUUCAUUGUUAACUAAUUAUAUUAAGUUGUUGUUGCUAUGGCAACAAAACUACAACAUGGCUACCUUUGUAUACAUUAUUUGUGAAAUUUUCACAUGUAAAUUAAAAGUGAUGUGUAACAGUAUGAGCUUGUUAAAGGUACAGUUCGAUACUGUCAGAUAAAGAUAUGAUUGAAUAUUUUUAAAAUCCCAAAGUCCCAUGUGAACGCUGAAUUUGUGUCUUUAAUGUCACUUUUUCAGUCAAGAAGUUUACAACACAUGGAUUUAGAGUCAGGUUUUAUAGCUUGUAGAAAUUGUUGUGUGGCAAGGGUUAUUCCACAGUAUUUUCACUUCAAAAACAUGACAGCUGUAUUUGCAACGUAGUGACCGGUCUUGCUUUCAUUUCACAUCCAUUCACGUGGUGGGGAUUCAGAAUUAAAUCAGUUUCAGUACUGUAGCUCUGCCUGCUAUUUUCUUUUCUCCAGAAAUUGAACACUCACGCAAUUACAUUAUGAUCAGGGCUAAAUAAUUCAGCAUAUAACUAUUUUAAUACUAAUUUAUAUUAGCAAGAACUGUACAUAAAAAAAAAAAAAAAAACAAAAAUAUUGUGGAAUGACCCCGUAACAGUGUUGAAGAUACAAAUAUGCUGCAGUUAAACUGAUUCAGUUAGUGUACGAAUGUGUGAGACACACCUUUUUUGCACUUAUGUACAUAGUCCACGAAAGAAAUCCUUGGAACUUAUUUUGAAUAUAAAAAGUCUGUAAUAAUACAGGAAAAGUUUGUAAAAGAGAUAGGUAUUACUAAGGCUUUGAAAAGGAGGAGUUUUUUGCUAUAAAACUUAUCUGAAAGCAUGAUGUUGCUUUGCUGUUGUAAAAGCUUUGUAGUUUGCUAUAGCUUAUUAUACAGCAGACUGAUAACAGGUCAGCUCCAACCUGCAGCACAGAGAAAUGGGAACAGUGCUUAAUUAAUUCGUAAGGUCACUAGCAAAGAUUUGAAUUGCUUUUUUUUUUCUUUUUCAAUCAGCCCAUGUUUUCAGCCACACCCUGUGUCCUGUUCUUGGUUGUGUUCUCAGUGAAUCUUCUUAGGGCUGGUAGGUCCGUGGCAGUAUGCACACAUUUUUCCUAGUACUUAAUCCUGUUUUCUAGCUAUGUUUGUCUGCUAAAGGUGACUGUCACUGCAGUGAGUGUUUUAAAUCUCAGAGGGAUUUUGAAAUGCCAUAACUUGCUAAUUAUUUUUUUUCACCCUUUUGGGGCAAGAUGACAAAAUGGAGAGGACAAGCAGUGGAAGGAAGGGGGUGAUUUGAGUUUUCUUGGGCAGGUUUCUCUGCUGUAUGGUGUUCUUUUGAGCUGAUGCUGCCUGCUGGGCUGGCACUGCCGGAUGGAUGUUGGGAUGAGGAGAUGGAGUCUGAUCAUGGCCAUCUUGGUGCUUCUGUCUGGGGUUAACAGGCCCCUUGGAGUUGCCAUCACAGGAGAGCACAACUGUGUUCCCCCAGCCUGCUGAACAGCCUCUUGGUUCCCUUUCUGCCAUGGUGGUGGAGCCACCAGGGCUCUGCAGUACCAGGCUGGGGUCUGAAGAAGCUGAAAUGCCUAUGUUGACCCAUUUAUUGUUGAUUGGAACAAGGAUUUGGUUUGGAUUGUUUGGGUUUGGUAUUUUUUUUGCAAAACCCCAGGCCCAGAUUUGCUUCAGAAAGGUUUACUGGUUUUGCCACAAGGCUGAUGCCCACUUCAGAACAAGUUGAGCAGCCCAGUGCUCAACUGGGGUUGAGGUUCCAGAGCAGAACCAGUGUGUGGUGGCACCUGAUGUCACCAUCUCCCUUUCCUGCCCACUCCAGGGUUGGGGGGCUGAGGUGUCACUGCCAGGUCUGAGACUUUCAGCCACUGCUGCUGGCAUCUUAGAGGUUUCCAACUGAUGAUGGAAACCAGAUGAUCCUUAAGGUCCCUUCCAAGCUGACAUUCUGUGAUUCUGUGACUCCUUGCAGUGGCAGUGAGUACCCAGCCAGCCUGCACUGCCCCAUGGGGUGUUGGUACAGAGGUGGUUUGCUGAAUCAAAGCAUCAUGCAGUCACCCGUGUCUUUAAAAGAGGGGGGGAAUCAGAUGUUGCCUUUUUUUCGAGAGUGUUACAAUCACCUAGGUUUUAAUACAAAAUAAUCAACUAAUUCCAGCUGAUUCUAAUUAAGGUUUCCCUUUGCCAUGAUCGAUUUUCGUAAUUGAGUUGUUUUUCAUUUAUAGAAUCAUGGGAGAAAAAUACUUUGCACUAUUGUGAGAUGAAUUGUAGCUGGUCAAACUUCUUUUCAUUGGGGUAUGAGCAUGAUCAUAACACUGCUAAAAUCUUUGCUAGUGAUCUUUACUGACAUCCUUAAUCAUCAAAAAUAACUCCAUAUGCCUCUCAAAUGAGAUAUUUAAGCAUGCAAAAAUAACACAACUAUUAAAUAAAAUGAAGUUAUUUUUCCAAACACACAACAGAGAGAAUUACCUGACACCGAAUUACAAGGUUCCAGUUCUUUAUUACUGUACACAGAUGCUAUUUGAUAGUGGUGGAAGCCAAAUGAUUUUGUUGCCAUGGCUUUUGUAUCCUAGCAGAUGAGGGGAUGAUAAGACCAUUCUUAGACUGGAUUAUGGGAUUUUUUUUUCUUUCUAAUUAGCUUUGGUUUAAUUAUAUUUUUUUAUUUUAAAUCAUGAAAACAAACCAAGACUCCCUACACUAUUAUACCACCUGACAACAGAUCACUAUUUUUUUUUAAAUAGAGAAUUGUAUUUUAGGCAAUCACUAAAAUCAAAGAGUGUUCUCCUAAAUUGUAAAUUUUUAAUUUAAAUAUAUAAAAACAUUUAUACUGUACUGUGUAAAGUAGAUCUUUGAAGCACAUUCUUCUUUUCAUAGGCAUUUCUGGUAAAACAAAGUAAGGGAAAUACUAGGUAUCAAUUUAAUGGUGUAGUUUAGACAAUAUAUGCAAAUGAUUACAGUUAGCCCUGUGGAAUUGUAAGAAAUUAAAAUAUCAUUGGAUCCAGACAGGCGUAGGUUACUGCAAUUUAUCAGUUCCAUAACAGGAUAGUUCAUUCCCUCAACUGCUACCAACAGGGCGUACGCUUUGAAUUUAUUUUUCUUUUUGCCAUGUUAUAUUGCUGUAGUGCUUGUAUGUGCUUUAGAAUAAUGUGCAUAAUGCUACUCAUUUUAGUAUGUUACUUCUAUAUUGUUAUUGUUUAUUUUUUGAUCUUUUAAUAAAGUGUAUAAAAUUCUUGGUUAUGUUUUUUAUGGAUCCAUAUCUACACAUUAAUAGGAGUUUACUUUAAAAACUUUUCAAGUUUAUUAGUCCCAAACUUUAAAGGUUCUGAUGUAAAAAUAAUAACUAAUGAAUUUGAUUCAAUGUUAUAUCUAAAGUGUAGAACAAUAGAAUAAAUUUCUUUCCAUAAAAUACCUUCAGUAUUUUGAAUUCUGUAGCCAGUGCCUCCUUUUUAUUGGAUGCAUUCGGCCUAUCACAUUAAAGUUACUAACACAAGAAAGACAUUUGUAUUUUAGAAAAAUAAAAAGUAAAACUUCC